UGACCGGAGGGCAGCCCGUUGCUCCGGAGACGAGAAUGGGGCGGGACAAGGAGGAGCCAACGCCCCCGGCGCCCAAAAGGCGGAGGAAACGAAGAUUGUCCCUCGGCGACUGCCGUGGCGUGGCCCGGCAAUUGCCAUGGAGACGGGCUAGGCCAAUGGAAUGGGCUGUGCCUGCUGAGUAGGGCGCUCUGGCCCCGGCGUGUGAUCUUGGGGCGGGUAAUUGGGGGAGUGCGGGCGGGGCAACUCCAAGGUUGAGAGACCAGGCCGAGGUUUCUCCGAAGGCUAGGCACGGCGAAUUCUUCCCUGAGGCUAGGGGCCAUCACUAGGGAAACCAGAGCACCUGGCCUCCAAGGACUGUGGCUCCCAGGUCGUGCGUGACCCGUCUUCUCUCUCCCCGAGAUCCCCGUCCGAGUCUUUGGGAGCGGUUGCUUCCUGAACGAAUCUGCCCUCGAGCCAGCGGGAGUGAGUUUUCCAUGGACACAGCCUAGCAGAAAGAUGCAGCCUUUAUGUCUCACUGGCCACUGACCCACCGGCCUGAUGACAGCACCUCCGAGUACAUUCCCAGUUCAGUUCCAACAGCCCUCAGUCAGCGGCCUCUCACAGAUCACCAGCAGCCUGUACAUCAGCAACGGGGCGGCUGCCAACAACAAACUUAUGCUCUCCAGCAACCACAUCACCUCCAUCAUCAAUGUCUCAGUGGAGGUGGUGAAUACCUUAUAUGAGGACAUCCAGUAUGUACAGGUGCCUGUGGCUGACACACCCAUGUCGCGUCUCUGUGACUUCUUUGACCCCAUUGCUGACCACAUCCACAGUGUCGAGAUGAAGCAGGGCCGCACGCUGCUCCACUGUGUGGCUGGUGUGAGCCGCUCAGCUGCCCUCUGCCUCGCCUACCUCAUGAAAUACCAUGCCAUGUCCUUGCUGGAUGCCCACACGUGGACCAAAUCUUGUCGGCCCAUCAUCCGGCCCAACAAUGGCUUUUGGGAGCAGCUCAUCCACUAUGAGUUCCAGCUAUUUGGCAAGAACACCGUGCACAUGGUCAACUCCUCUAUGGGAUUGAUCCCUGAUGUCUAUGAGAAGGAGGCCCAUUUAAUGGUUCCGCUGUGAGCCACGACACCAGCUCCUGCACCAGGGUCAGAGGUGCAGAUCUGCCGCUGAUCCUACACUAACAUCUGAACUUAAACAUUCUCCUUUUGUGAUACAGAAACAACCAGAUGAUGCCUUUUAUCAGAGCAAUAAAAAAAAGGAAGCGUGCUGUAGCUUUUACUCUUGUAAUCUGUAUCUUUAAAGAUUAA
Artibeus jamaicensis (Jamaican fruit-eating bat) is the source of this 1292-nucleotide messenger RNA. RefSeq names its product dual specificity phosphatase 18 (gene DUSP18). The record is from RefSeq and is a predicted model, not a curated record. The transcript has 2 exons. Gene Ontology annotation, molecular function: MAP kinase tyrosine/serine/threonine phosphatase activity. Lineage: Eukaryota; Metazoa; Chordata; Mammalia; Chiroptera; Phyllostomidae. Gene Ontology annotation, biological process: protein dephosphorylation. Bases 538 to 1104 code for a protein of 188 amino acids.